AUGCGACAGCAGUCCAUGUCCAGCGUCAGGAAACUCAAUGAGGUUCCUCCAUUUUGUCAUUCACAAAGUUGAGUCUAUGUUCGAAUUGUCAAGGCUUGAGUCAGGCCUGUGCGGCAAUCGAAUUCUGUCAAAAUCAUCGUUUCUUUUUUACAUUUUUUUUUUGCUAAAUUUUGGCCGAAAAAAACAUGAAAGGAUCUCAGAAGUUCGAUUUCUCAGAUUUUUAUGCGUUUUUCUGCUUCUUCAGUUUCGCUCACUCCUUUAAAAUGGUUAAAACUGUCUGAAUAUUUAAUUUCAUGUCCAGUUUUGGGCUCAUACAACUUGCCGAAAAUUGUCCCACAGCCUUGACUCGAAUCUCGAACGUUAAAGAGCACUGAAAAAAAGAGGGCUUUCAGAGAAAAAGAACGCCUGUUUUCUCACUUUUGAACGUUCUCUACCUUUUUUGGAAACUCGAGUUUGUGACAGAUGAAGAUCACUUAGAAAAGAGGGCGUUCAGGGGGAAACGAAACAGCUGACCUCUCAUAUCUUGAACGCUCUUUAAUUUUCGAAGAUUCGAACGUAGACGCAGAAAGUUUUGAAAUAUUAUUAACUUGUUGGCCUCGGAUGGGAGACAAUGAGCGUCAUUAUAAAUUUUUUUAUUUUAACGCAUGUGAAUGUGAAAAAAGAUCAUAUGAGUUACAUGUGAAUCUGUAAGGCUUCUGAUGAGAAAAUAAAGGAUUUUGAGGAUUAUUUCGUGUAAGAGUUUUCUGUAAGUUUUAUUAAACCUAGGGGCAGAAGCUAGGUUUAGUAAAAGGAAAUUCACUCUUGAAUAUGGGUAAAACUUAUUUGUGUAGGCAUUUUUGAAUUUCUUCAUGUUGGAAUGAUCUCAUAGGCAAGGGAAAAGAUACACAGACAGAUCAGACCUCUUCAUUUUCUUAUUUUUUCAAAUCGGCUAUGCCUUAGUUUUACCUCUUCAAGUUUUCUUGACCCUUCUCUGGAUUUUUUUUCGAGCUUUGAAAAACAACUUGAGACGGAUAAAAUCAAACUGGAGAUUGAGGGCUUUGUGUGCGACUUAUUUAUUUCAUUUCAUUUACUCAGAAAUCAGAGAAAAAAGGCUUAUUUAUAGUCAACUUUUAAUGAUUGUAAUAAUAGAAGGUCGUUAGACUUUUUUCCGACCUUCUCCAGUGUUUUAGGUAUUAGUCGGUAUGAAGUAAUUUUUGUCAAACCGGAUGAAUCGAAAAGAAAAACCUUUCUGAAUUUGGAUUCUCCCUAAUAGCCAGGUCAAAUGACCGCAGUACUCUCGGAAAGAACAGAAUACGGAGAGAGAAAGAGAAAGUAGGCCCUAAAGUGGUAACUCGGCCUCACGCGACGCUUCCUGUCCUUAAGCUCGUUGUGCCGGAGGCAGAUUCGAGACCAAAAAUAGAACAGAACCAAUUUUUGGGACUCUCUUUUUUUCGAUUAGUAUUUUUUGUAAUUUUUCUGAAAAUAGCGCGUGAGCACAAAAGAGCAGAGAAAUCGAAAUUUUUCAAAAUUGUGCUCAUUUCAACACCGCUCUUUAUGUGAGUACAGCUGAGCUCUAUUGAAAAAAAAAAUCGUAACCAUGAAAAGUAUUCAGUAUUUACGUUGCGUUCUUUGACAGAUCUUUUGUGCGCUAUUGUCAAAAAAAUGUUAGACAACUCAAAAUUAAAUAUUUUUUCACCUCUUUGGAGCUCGAAACGUUUUCACAGAAAUGUUGCGAUGAGAAGCUUUUUUUUCCGAUGGUUGCCUCGAAAAGACGUGGGCGAUUUGGCCUUGACGAAAGAGAGCACACAAGAAGGGUGAUGAUAAGCGAUCGGAUAAGAUAAGUGGCUCAAAUAGACUGGCCUCCGGUAGCCUCCUCCACCAGCGAAUGAGAUCUUUUUCCAUUCCUUUCAACUCCCUUUUGAUCAUCUCCACCGAAUUUCCCUCGGGUCUCUAAACAAUUUCAAGGAAAAUAACUUUUGACUUCCUAUUGCUCACUAAUUUUGAGCUGAUUGAGAAAAUCGGAGUCUAGGCUCCUAAAAAGAGAUUUUGUCAUUAUUGCACCUUGACUUUAUAGAGGACUUUAAGAAACCUUUGCAUAUCCUAUCAUUAAUUAAUUCAUUGUUUUGAGCUCCUCUAAAGGAUGCGAGCCUAAUGAUUUUUUACAAUUCUGAGAAGAAUGGUAGAUUUGGUAUUUUGAGAAGUCGUAACUCUGUUCCUAGACGUCUGUGGCAUUGGAGACUUAGUGUAUGAGACACGUUUCGAUGUCCUUUUCAAAGUGGUAGUAAAUUAGAUCUAUGUCAACGUUUACUUUUUUACGAAGAUUUUUUGAAAGGUUUACACAUCAUUUUAAAUCAAAAAUACGCCAAUUUUGACGUCCAGCUCUGUGUAAUUGUAUCAAGAAAAAAAAGCUCAAAAAGAGUAAGUUCAUCGAGAUCAAAGGUCAUUGGACUUGAAGUUUUAGUAUCAUUCGUUUUAUCUAAUAAGAAAGGGAAAAUGGAACAAAAGCCCAUAUUUUCCCUCCAUUCUAAUUGGUUUUUGUUUCGUGAGAAACCUUCAUCGAGCAAAGCCUCGCCACAAGACAAGACAAAUAUAAACCAAAGCCAUUUUCGUUGAGAAUGGCUCAAAAAAAGAGCACAUUAGUGACGUAGUUAGGGCGCCGAUUAGACCUGCUUUUAAUCUCUCAAUUUUUCCCUCUUUUUCACGUUUUUACGUCAGGAAAUCUUAGAUUUUUGAUGUAAAUCGUCUUUUUUUCUUCAAACUAGAUUUAUGUUUUGAUCAGUUGAGAGGACUUUUUACAUUCCGACACAGUUUUUCGAAGCUGAAAUCGCAUUUUUUUUUUUCGUGAAUUUUGAGCCGAUAAUAACUGAAAAUGCCCUUGUUGAAAAGAAUGAAAUGAAUUCUUUCAAACUGUAUUCGAAAAGUUCAAGGAAGUUUCAUUAAUCUUGUUUCAUUUUCCUAGAAGUUGGCUUGCCGCCAAAUUUGAAGGAGCAUAGAAUUUUUGAGACAAUGGUACUUACACGAUUAGUGAUAUAGUCUGUGUGUCACGACUUGAAUUUCAUCGAACGACAUUCCGCUGCGUGUGUUCGCGAAGCGUUUUUCGAAUCUAGGUCACGCUUUCAAUUGAUUGUUAUUGCUGUGGGAGCACAUGAAAGUAGAAUACCUUGAUAAAAGAAAAAUAAAUAAAAAGCGCGACCAAGGUUCGCAAAUUCGCGCAGCGACACAGCGGAAUGUCGUUCCGUGAAAUUUCAAGUCGUGGCACACAGACUAUACAGUUUGAGGAAACAAGAAAAGGUGACGUAAAGUCAGAAAAAUAUUCUUUAAAAAACGGGAUAAGAAAGACAUUUUUGAAAAUUUAGCUAUCUCGUGACAAAAUUUAGAGGAGCAUCGGAGUGCUAGAAAAAUGGUUCUUAUACGCUUAAUAAAAUAAGAGGCUACAGUAAUCAGACAAGCGCUGAAAAGAGAAUGAUAAAAUAUUCAAACUUGACAGAAAAAAACUGACGUCAUUUCUGAUUUCACCGCGAAAUGACGUCACUGUCAAUUGGCAGAAAGGGGGCGUGGCCAGGCGUCUCUCCACGUCCCUGUUUCGCCCUCCACCCAGAAGCAUGCUCUCUCGCUUCGUCCUUUUUUGCACUUUUUCUUUGUUUUUUUUUUCUCUCCUUCAAUAGCCAAAACAGCUGCUUUGGGUAUGGAUUAGGCCUUGAAGACAUUUUACUCUUUGAUAAGCUUCAAGUGAUCUCUUUAGGGUUUUUAAUUUCUUAUUUCAACUCUUUAGUUUAAUUUUUUUAGCUGUUCCAGAUAUCUUGAAUGUCUCUCACUGUUUUUUUAAAGAAAUUCCUGAACCUUGAUGAUUUUCAAAAAAAGAGGGUGAAAUUGAUCUGCAUUUUUUUCUUAUAACUUUUCUAAAAAUUUUUUUGUUUUGAAAUUCAUUUUCAGGCUGCCCUGCAGUUCUUUUUGAGAUCCUCAAAUAUUUUUUUGAUUUUCAGAAUUGAAAAAAAUAUAUAAGUUCAAAGUUCAUUUGCUUAGAACUUGUUGAAGUUUUUUUCACGGAAGUUCUGUUUUUCAAACUACUAAUUAUGAAUACUAUAUCCCUCAGCGGAUCACUUAGCUCUUGAGUUCGAGAAAAAAAGGAUAAUGGAAGAUCACUUGUACCUUUAACAGAUUUUCAAAAGAAAGUUUUAAUUUUAAGUAAUUUUAAAGCUUUUUCUUCAUCUUCUAAAUGAAGUGAUGAGCUGAUUUGGGUUUCGAUUCUUUUUUGCAUUUUCUAAUUUUUUUUCGCGACUUUCCCGUUGAUCUCUGUAUUCUCAAAGUAUAAUUGACUUUCCGUUUCUGGCGUUGGAACAGUUUCUAUCGACUUUUGUGAAGAGUGGCGGUUGCGAAGGACCCCACCGGCCGGCAAAACGAACCGGUCGCAGUCGGAGCCGCGCGAGCCGAAUGAACAAUUUGCUCUGGUAAAACGGAGAUAAUAAUUGGAAAAAGAAGAAUUUUCGGAUCGAAAUGGUGUAUUUUUGGGUUUUCUCGAUUUUAAGAAGUUUAUAUAGAGGAGUUAAAAUUGUAGUUAAAAUUUUCCUCUGAAACAAUUUGUCGAUUUUUUUUUCUGUACAAGGAACUGUCCGGAAAGUUUGAAAACAGGUAACAUUGAACGGCUCCAGACUGUUAAAGAUACUGUUAUUUGGAGCAUACUUUCCAACUUUUUCAAUAUAAAAAUAUUAAGGUUUAUAUUGCGAGGUUGAGAAAAAAAUUAAUUGAGAAAAAUGUUUUUUCCUAUUGAAAUUCUGUAAAUGCUCUUGCUCUCAUUGAAAAAUUAUAAAAAUAAAUAAAGAACUUUUUUAUAUCUCAUUUUCCUAUAUUUCUCAAUAUUUUAAUAAUUUUCAGCUAGUGCACGAAUGCAACGUGCAGCUGGCGUUGUUCCGGCAUGCGACCCAGGGGAUCGGCACCUCGCAGGAUGGCGCCUCUUUGAGGAGGUCUGUCCGCAGUUCAAACAUUUUUUUUUGAAAUUCGAGUAUGGAAAAUUCUUAUAGAGCGUUGUUUUUUGAGUCGAGUGGUACCAAAAUGUGUAUUCGAAAAGAAUUUUGAGAGAAGUUGUAGAGGAGUAGAAAAUUUCCUCAAAAAAGGUGGAGCUUUACUUUUUUUUAGUAAGUCCUUUCGUGCCCUUAACUUUAUUUUCGCUCAUCUUUUAGAUUUUCUCAUAGAGCAUACAAUUUUGAAUUGAUUGGCAUACAUAAUUUUGAGAAAAAUAUUUUUCGAUAGGAAUCUUGAGAAAUCUAUUUUUGAAGUGCGCUUUCAACACAGAAUGAGGACCAACAAAGAGGUCAUUUUACUUUGAGCGAUUUUUCUUCGAAUUUGCUCAAACACUCUUUGAAGAUUUAGAUUAAGAGCGGCCACAAUCAAGUUUUUGAGAUAAUUAUUUUUAGUUCGAAAAUUUAGGCUCAAAGUCCAUAUUUCGAAAGUUUUUGAGCCCCUUUGUAGAAAAUUACAAACUGCAAAAUAGAAUUACCUUCCCAAAAGUCCCAAAUCAUUUUCGAGCGUCAUUGUAGGCAAUUUAUUUUCGGGUUGAAUGUUGCAUAAACUUCUGAGAAGGCAGGGGUUUGAAAAGAGAAAAUUGGGUCUCAAUAAAUUUUGAAGAGCUUGAAUGUCGCUUAUGCAGGUCUUUCCACACUUUGAAAACACUUGAUCGUUUCAAUUUUGGAUUUUUUUUUCGCGUCUGUCAUAAAGUUCUCAAUAUAAAGAUAUAUGUAGGAGUCGGAUUUUGGACUUUUUUUCAAUCCAAAAAUUACUAGAGUCCCUAGUAAUUUUUGGAUCAUUUUGCAGUUUGAAAAUUUUCUUGCAAUAUUCCAAAAACAUAAUUGCAACAAAUUAAGUUGAUUCAUUCAUUUUUUGCUUGGCAAAAAAGCUUAGAACUCUCCAAAAUGUCAUCAUUUCCCCAAACUUUACUCUAUUAUCGACGUCACAUUUUGCUGAGAAACCCAAAAACGAAAAGAUCAUCAUCAUCAUCAUCUCGGCCCUGUGUGCAAUUAGGUUGAAAGUUCGUUCCUGCUCUCUCACUCGCAGAUGACGUCAUAUUUCUCGUCAGCUUCUUCUCUCACUCCUUCUUCUCCCCAUCUUGAGGCAAAAGGGCCAAUUUACGAAUUUCUCUCUAUCUUCUUCUCCUACCUCAGCGACGAGAAAAGAAACGAAAAGAGAGAAAGAGAUAUAUGACGUCAAAAGGCGCGCGUGACUCGGUUUUAGAUGAGUUUCCUGUUUCAAACAUUCAUUAUUGAGGGUGUUUGUGUGUCAUUUCAUUGGAAAUUGGCCUCUUUUGGGGCAACUCUAAGAGAGAUUUUCGUUCUUCAGAUUGGAUGAAACAGACAAUUUCCGGAAAUGAAGCAACAUUAUCAUCAAAAUGGUUACAGAGAAGUCGAAACGGCGGGACGGGCGUGUUUGAAAGCGUGCGAGGCGGCCAAAAGCUGCGUUCUGCCGCAGUUACGGCACGAAGGUUGGUUUUUGUUGGUCAUGUUUGCCGUUAUUUCCCCAUCCGAAGGGCAAGAGAAGAGCUAGUCCACAUCCUUAAGUGAUCGCUUCGACUCCACUGAAUAGUGGUCACUUGAAAUUUUUGAAAACCACGCAAAUGACCACUUGAUUUUUUAGAAUACGACGUAUGGUUAAAAAAAACCUAAUCUGAUUCGAAUUCUAGUCUUCAAUUGAGAGGCUUCCUGCUGUCUGGUCACUUAAGUUCUCCCUAGCGAAAAUUUCUUGUUUUACGGCCAAGAGAGCAUUCGAGCGAUCUCUUAAAAGAUUUUCGAUAAUAAAGGGAACUCGCUCGAAAAGAUUGUUUUGGAAAGCAAAUUUCACUUGAAUUAUAAAUCAAGGGUUCUUCAAAGUGGUCACUCUAGUCCUCUUUGAAAACUCCAACCAAGGAACUACUAAAGGGCUUCAAUCAAACUGGAAGCAACUCAAGUGGUCACUGAAGUUUUCCUGGCUAAUUAAAACUGAUUUAUCGCAAAAUUUCCUUUAAGUUGCUUCAUAAGAUGGUCACUUCAACAGUGGUCACUUCAAAAAUCAUUGAAAACUCAUACAAAAAAGACUACUCAAGUGACCCCUUGAGAGCUUUAUUCAUAGGUGAAACUUACUCAAGAGCUCACUUCAAAAAUCCUGAGUGGAAGAACUCGGCUUCUUUUGAAAAAAAAAAUCACUUUUUGUCCCUGAAAAGCUUCCAUCAUAACUUGCUGAUAAACCUUGACUUCUUUAUUUUUCGAACAACUUAAGGGCUCCCGUCAUAAUUUGCUGAAAAUUCUCGAUUUUUUUAACGACUAAAGUUAUCCCUCCGGGAUGAAUUGCUGAUACACAUAGACUUGUUUUUCUAACCACUUAAGUGAUCUUUGAAGAGCUCCGCUGUUUACCGUAACCUAAUCAGAAGCAGAUCUUGAAGGCGUCGAGUUCACGCGACAUGCGUCGCAGUUCAUCGGAUGCGUCGCCGCGUACGUCGUCGAAAUGAAGCGAUGCGUCACGUUGGAGCGAACUUUCCCCGCGCCCACCGAGCCAUCAAUAACCCCCAACCAGGUUUGAUUCGUUUUUUUCCUCUUAAAUAGAAGGAAAAUUGAAACUUUUGCAGAUCUCCAACAUGGAAUCCAUGUUAGAAACGCUGGAAAACCUCAUCACCGUCCACUUUUCGACGAGCGAACCCUCCCCCACAGAUAAGGUCACUUCUAAAAUUAUACUCUCGGCUUGAAUUUGAUCAAUUGUAUGAGGGAAUUUUUUAGAAAAAUUCUUGGAAGAUUUUUCAGAUUUUUUCUUUCAAGUUUAUCAGAAAGAAAGCUGGUAAUAUUUUUUAACGUUUUUUAUAUAGAUUACGAGGAAUUUUUUUUUUGGGUUUCUGGACGUUGAAACUAUCUUGAAAAAGCGAACAUAAAGGGGCAUUUGAAAGGACAUGAUUUCAGAAUAUUCUAAAAUUUUGAAAAUAAAUUUUUCACCGAUUGUUCGCUUGAUUUUUUCAACGCCUUGAAAAAUCUUGUUCUCUGCGCCAUCUCCGUCUCUCGGCGACUGUUAACUGUUGGCGUUAUAUUUUCGAGAACAGAGAGACGCAGACACUCGAAAUCAUUCCGAUUCGAAAGUCAAUUAAUAAAUGAAGUUUUACAGGUGACGCCACGGCGGAGACGUGCCACGUCAUGUCGACCGCAAUGCGUUUGUUCAAAACUGAAAACGAGCUACGCGUGA
Messenger RNA from Caenorhabditis auriculariae, 8169 nucleotides. NCBI's taxonomy places the organism in Eukaryota, Metazoa, Nematoda, Chromadorea, Rhabditida, Rhabditidae. The record is from the annotation of a GenBank genome assembly.